Molecule: messenger RNA, 823 nt
Organism: Pectinophora gossypiella (pink bollworm)
Lineage: Eukaryota; Metazoa; Arthropoda; Insecta; Lepidoptera; Gelechiidae
Gene: boca
Product: LDLR chaperone boca
Exons: 3
Coding region: 121-678 (185 amino acids)
Biological process (GO): protein folding
Source: RefSeq, a predicted model, not a curated record
AUGAAACUAGCCAGACUGAUUUGAUCUCAAAACUCGAACUUGCUGCUUUGCUUUGCUCGAAAACGUCUCGAAAAGGAAUAUAAUCUAACCCAAACCAAAAUCCAGCUCUAAUUUCACAAAAUGAAAGCAAUUCAUUUCAUUUUUUUAUUAUGUGUAUGCAGUGGUUUAGCAAAGAAAUAUCAGGAUGAUGAAAAACCGUCUUGGGCGAAGAAAGACAUCAGAGAUUUUUCCGAUGCUGAUAUGGAACGACUAUUUGACCAAUGGGAAGAAGACGAGGAACCAUUACCAGAAGACGAACUUCCUGAGCAUCUUCGGAAACCGCCGGCCUUAGAUCUCACACAGAUGGACAUGUCGAACCCUGAAGAGGUGAUGAAAGCCACGAAAAAAGGUCAAACACUGAUGAUGUUUGUAACUGUUGCCAACAAGCCUUCACGAGCAAGAACAGAGGAGUUGACUAAAAUAUGGCAAACAAGCCUAUGGAAUAACCACAUUCAGGCUGAAAGGUACCUAAUAGAUGAUGAUAGAGCAAUAUUCAUGUUCAAAGACGGCUCACAAGCAUGGACUGCUAAGGAGUACCUUUUAGAACAAGAAGAAUUGAAGGAUGUCCAGUUGGAAAGCCAAACAUAUCCAGGAACAAAGCCUGAUGUUAGAAAUAUUGCAAUAAGGGAUGAAUUAUAAGAUCUGCAAGAACCACCAUUCCAUUUUUUAGUCUCAAUGAAUUGUUUUUUUGAGACUAUCAAGUCUUGUUUUUAUAUCAUUUAUAGCCAUAAGAGAAAUUAUUUUUAUUGGAAGGUUUUUUUUUAAUAAAUCACAAAUUUUUAAA